AUGACUUCGACGCUGGAUUCUGAAAUCAAGUUCACGGAUCUGUGCGAAUUUUUGGAAAAACUGACGACCCUCAAGGGCCAGCAGAAAUUCGAGGCCCUGAAAUCGUACACGAGAAAGUGCCGAGAACUCGCAACCAAGAUAAAAGCCAACAAUGCCGAAGCUGAUACGUCCCUCUUCCCCGUCUACAGGCUCCUGCUGCCAAGCAUGGAGCGCGAGAGGGGUCCCUACGGCUUGAAGAGCACCCACCUGUCACAGCUCUACGUCCGAGUGUUCUGUUUGGGGAAGAACAGCGCCAACGCGGAAAAACUCACCAGCUACAAAAAACCAAUAGCCGGAGCAACGACGAGUAAAUACGACGACCUGGCCGAGAGGACUUUCUGGGUUAUGAAGCGUCGUUUGCCGAACGAGCAGAGCUCGCUGACGAUCGAGCAGGUGAACAAGUUCCUCGACGACGUGGCCACCCAUCACAGCACGAGCCAGAGCAAGGACGAGCUCUUUGUGCACUUUACGCGCAACAUCAGCGCCCUGGAGCUCAAGUGGUUGACGAGGAUGCUGUUGAAGGACCUUAAACUCGGCAUACCCCAGAAGAGGGUGUUCGAAGGUAACCGAUCGACCUUGUUUCGUACCCCAACGAACUUGGUGAUGAAAAUCCCGUGUCUGAUGUCCUUGAUUGCAGCAAUACACCCCGACGCCGAGGACAAGUUCAACGUGACGUCGAGCCUGUACGAGGUGUGCAAGCACUUUGCGGACGCGCGUUCGGGGGACUCGGCGAUCGAGAUCGAGGUGUUCUCGCACGUGAAACCGAUGCUGCUCGAGCGGUUUCGCAUCGAACGGAUCGGCAAGCUGUUCAGCCGUGAGCUCGAGCGGCAGUAUUACGUGCAGACGAAAUUCGACGGCGAGAGGUCGCAGAUGCACAUGAAGGACGGGAGGUUCAAGUACUUUACGCGCCAGGGCUUCGACAUCACCAGCAACCCGAGUUACGGGGAAACCCCGGAGUCGAGGGGGUUUUUGACGUCGAGCGUGGCACCGCUGCUAAACAAGGAGUGCCGAUCCGUCAUACUGGACGGCGAGCUGAUGGGCUGGCACAAGGAGAGGAUGUGCUUCGGUAGCAAAGGAUUGAGCUUCGACGUGAAAAAAAUCACGGACAACAGCUGCCAUCAGCCGUGUUUUGUGGCUUACGAUGUUCUUUUGUACAAUGACGAGCGGUUGGUCAACAAACCGUACUCGGAACGAUUGGCCGUCUUGAAAAACUCUUUCACCGAGAAGGAGGGGGUGCUGAUGCUCUGUCAAACGAAUACCGUUUCAUCGGUGGAACAACUGACUGAAAUAUUCAACGUGGCGCUGGAUAACGACGACGAGGGUAUCGUGGUGAAAACACGCGACUGCACGUACAAGCCAAACGUGCGCGAGAAGAGCGGGUGCUACAAAAUCAAGGCCGAGUACUCCGAUGGAUUGGUGCAAGACUUGGACCUGAUAAUCCUGGGCGGGUACUACGGCCAGGGUCGGUGCAGUGGACAGAUCAGCGUCUUCUUGAUGGGCUUGGCGAGUCCAGCGACGAACCGAAGCGGCAUGCCCUCGGAAUUUCACGCGAUUGUCACGGUAAAGUCUGGACUGAGCGGCGAAAACCUAAAGGUCAUACAGCAGAGGCUCAAGACACACUGGAAAGACAAGAAGCCGCACGGGGUGUUUGGACCCAAGUCCCAACAGCCCGAUAUGUGGAUUUCGCCGAAAGAAUCGAUAAUCUUGCAACUGCGCGCGACUGAAAUCACAAAGUCGCAGCAGUACCCGUUCGGCUACACCAUGAGGUUUCCAAGAGUCCUGAAAGUUAGACUGGACAAACCGUGGUACGAUGCGUGUUCGACCACGGAAUUUUCAAGACUCGUCAAGGUACUCACCGCCAGCGAUAUCGACGACGCGGGUGAGGAGAAGCAACCAAAGGUUCGCAAGGCGGCGCCUGCCACGUCCAAGGUUUACGAUAAUUUUGUGCCCUCGAAGAGUAACGACGACGUGGUGCGCCUAUCGCGACUAUUCGAGGGCAGGGAAUUUUGCGUGAUCAAUGGGGACUCGAAGUUGAAGAAGAACGACGUGGAGAAGGUUUUGCUGGAGCACAUGGGCAAGGUGGUGGCGAACCCCGGGGACGAGACCUAUUGCGUGCUGGUUGGAAAUCCCGAUGUGCUGAAAGCGAGAAAUUUGAUCAGCCGAGAAAAGUACGACGUGGCUAGUAUAGAUUGGCUAAGAAGAGCCACUCUGCAGGAAAAUCUGCCGAAAAUCGCCGAAUUUCGUCCGUGGGAGUUGUAUGCAGCCAGUCCCAAAACGAAAAAGAAACUCGAUGAAACGUACGACGAGUUUAUGGACAGCUACUACGAGGACGCGGAUUUGGAAAGCUUCAAGAGGUCCAUGAAAAUAGUCGAACAGAAGUUGAAGAAAACUACCGAUUUUUCAAUAGUGGACAUGAAAAAAGUCGAAGGUCUACUGUACGAAACCGGCGGAGUCUCGCCUUUUUCGAUAUUCCGAGGAAUCGUGGGCUACUUCGUUAACGAAGGCGAUCCCCAAAAGUACUCCUUUGCAUUCAUGAGCGGCCAAACCCUGCAAGUACUGAGCUCGAGUGCGAAUUACAUAUUCGUCGACAACAUCGACUCCACCGACAUUCUGCAGGAGUACAUAAAAGAACUGGAGAGCGCGAGCGGCGAAAAGUCAAUUAGAAUCGUAAACAGCCGGUGGAUCGGCGACUGCUUCGACAACCGAAAAUUAAUACCCGUCGACGACUACGUCGCGUAG
Molecule: messenger RNA, 2778 nt
Organism: Copidosoma floridanum
Lineage: Eukaryota; Metazoa; Arthropoda; Insecta; Hymenoptera; Encyrtidae
Gene: DNAlig4
Product: DNA ligase 4
Biological process (GO): DNA biosynthetic process; DNA recombination; double-strand break repair via nonhomologous end joining
Cellular component (GO): DNA ligase IV complex; DNA-dependent protein kinase-DNA ligase 4 complex
Molecular function (GO): ATP binding; DNA binding; DNA ligase (ATP) activity
Source: RefSeq, a predicted model, not a curated record